Messenger RNA from Racocetra fulgida, 2268 nucleotides. NCBI's taxonomy places the organism in Eukaryota, Fungi, Glomeromycota, Glomeromycetes, Diversisporales, Gigasporaceae. The record is from the annotation of a GenBank genome assembly.
AUGUCAAACUGGAUAGCAAAAUCAAUAGAAGAGGGCCAUAUCCAAUUCAUCACUUAUGACAAUUUUUCUGACGUCAAAGCUAUAGCGCGGGGGGCUUUUGGUGAAGUCGCAAAAGCUUUCUGGAAUAGUGCCGAAAAAUUCGUUGCGCUGAAAACUUUGUAUGCUGAUCCUGGAUCAGCGUCCAAGGAUUCUUUUGAAGAUCUUAUAAAUGAGUUUCAAUUGAUUCGGCACGUUGAUUUUCAUGACAACGUAGUUCGAUUCUUUGGCUUAAGUCAAGAUAUUGAAGAGAUGAGAGAUAAACUUGAUACGAUUCGGUUGGAGCCUAAAUGGUAUGAAACAUUUACACAACAACAACCAUUUCAACAACCUACACAACAACAACCAUUUCAACAACCUAUACAACAAAUGCCAAUGCAACCACACGUUAACCAAUAUCCUUCGAAUCCAAAUGUAAUAGGUAUAAUUAACUUCAAUAAUUAUUACUCUCAAAUUAUAAUACGAGCCUUGGUGAAAAUUGCUUUAUCAACUCCUGACUCAAAUAAAUUACAAUUUGUAGGACCUACACCUUACGGUCCUGGUAAUACUCCCAUACAGAAUGUUAAUAACCGCCCUAAUCAAGGCAUUAUUCAAGGUGGUGGUUAUCAAGUUCCGAAUCAAGGUAGUGGCUACCCGACCUAUAAUCAAGGUGGUGGUUACCCAUAUAGAAAUCCGGUUAAUCCUCCAGUUCAGAGACCAGGUGGCUUCUCUGUUCAAAAUCUGGGCGGCCGUCCAAUUCAGAAUCCGAGUGGUUACCAGAAUUAUAAUCAAGGUAGUGGUUAUCCAAAUUUGAAUCAAGGCGGCGGUUACCCUAAUCCAGGUCAAGGUGGUUACCCAAAUCCAGGUCAAGGUGUGCCUUAUCCCCGUCCACAACAAUCUAAUUAUUCAUCGAACCAACAACCGAUACAGACGCCAACUCAACAACCGAUGGAUAGCAUGCAUCCACACAUGCCCCCACAAACUUAUAACCCUCCGCGCCCUGAUCAGCCCCCACAACCUUAUAACCCUCCACGCCCUGAUCAGCCCCCACAACCUUAUAACCCUCCGCGCCCUGAUCAGCCCCCACAAACUUAUCCCCCUCCGCGCCCUAGUCAGCCCCCACAACCUUAUAGCCAUCCACGCCCUGUUCAGCCCCCACAACCUUAUAACCCUCCGCGCCCUGAUCAGCCCCCACAACCUUAUAACCCUCCACGCCCUGAUCAGUCCAAAACUGGAUAUGAUUCACAAUCAACUCAACAAACAAUUCAACAACAAGCUUCUAACAAAUAUUCAUCUAGGCGUCCAUGUACGGAAAUUCUUGCAAAGCACGCUGAUGAACACCAUUCAACAUAUUCUGGUCCAGAGAGUUGUAAUGCUGGUUAUCAUGUAGGCUAUGGUGACGUAGUUGGGCUACAAUUUCACCUAGAUAAUGAUAGCAUUCCCGUUAACUCUGAUAAUUACGAAUUCGCACUUCGUCAAGAGUCUUUGGUGCUAAUAGCAUGCGCGCAUUGUUCAGGAAGAAAAUUAAUAUCGAUGUUAAACUGUCUAAAGGAUUAUAAGGCAGAUUUUUCAAAACUUAGCGAUAAAACAAAGAAAUCAGCAUUACAUCGGUUAUUUGAUAAUCCGGCAUUACGCAAGGACAUGUCAGAGAAAAGUGGCGGUGUGAGAAAAUAUGUUGAAUACGUCAAAGAUGCCAUAAAGAUAUUAACUGAUUAUAAAGAUGACAAUAUACAAAAAAAUUGUGACAUUAAUGCCAAAGAUCAUGAAGGGAAAACCAUAUUAGUAUAUUAUAUGACCGAUCAAUUUAGUGCUAUAAAGCCUGAAGAAAAAAAAGAAAUAGUCUCUUUACUACUCGACCGUGGUGCUGAUCCAAACCUUGGGUGCACUAUCAAGAGUAUAUUUUAUACAUUUGAAGCACCAACCGCAUUAUUUAUGGCUAUACAUUACGAUUGGCCAAUAGAUAUACUCGCUCAAAUAUACAAAAAGGGAUGUGAUGCUAGCAAAAAGGAUGGUAAACAACGAAAUGUGUUGAGUUUAGCAGCAGCUGAAAGAAAACCUGAUUACAUGAAUUGGUUACUAGAGAAUUGUGCGGAUUUAAGCAAAUCAGAAAGCUUGAAAAUGGCAUUAAAACAUUCUGGAGGUGUCUUUUCUAAGGAGUCUAUUAUAUUGAGAUUUUUUAGCGAAGGAAAACGAAAACUAGUCAAUCAGCAAGAAUUGCACGAUAAAAAGGUUUCUUCUACAAACUCAAAGUAG